AGAGGAAGAUCAUAUGACUGGAUACGAAAGUAUCAUCUUUCCUUCUCCAAGAAACAGCAGAAACUUUGAUCUUGGUGCACCAGGUAGAUCUCCUCAUAGACCUUCCCAGACACGCAGUGUCAUCAUCAACAAUGCAGCUAGGAGACCACACUCUGACUUACGCCCAAGUUCUUGGAAUACCAACCCAAGGAGUGGUGUUAUCAUCCAGCAUCUUAAUUCCAUUCCACGGGAUGCAGAACGACCAAGGAUAGUGGAGGUUACUGGGAUUGAAGAAUUGGAUGAAGCGGAUGGCGAUGGUCGAGGCAUCACCAGCCCGGAUUACCCAGUAUCCGAACCUGAAAGGGCUGGUCGAAAUACUGGGUAUCCGACGCUGCCGGUUGACACUGGACCAUCGUUACCGGACAGGGACUAUCACCCUAACAGCGACAGCAGACCGGAUAUCCAUCGUGUGAAUCUGACUGCCGGAGAUGAGGGAGAUCCUCCUGGGGUAACGGUUAUCCCUACAUCCUCACCUCCACCACCUGCACCGCCUCCUCCACCUCUUCCCCAAGCACAAUCCGAGAAUGCCCCCAGUACACAACCGCCCGAAGGGAAUAUAUCAGAGGAUCCUGAAAAUCAAGGACUGCAUAUAGUUCUCAGACGAGCACUUGCAAGGAACUUUGAUACAACUCAACCUAAUCAAGACGAACCUGACCGAUCGCAAGGAGAGGAACCGAGGAGAGUUUCUAGUUUUACACAAACUCGGCACGACCCACUGCAGUCAACUCAAGUACAAACUACACUUGAAAGACCCUCUCGUCGUGGGGACACAAAUGAACGACAAUCGGACAAUCUUAAGAAUACCAAAAGGUCAAGUAAGGGCAUGGAUCAAAGAUCACAACAAAAUCAAGAGGCAGAGAGAAGGUCAGGCAAUCGCAAUAGUGAAUCGUUUGAACACAAUGUAUUUGGGCCAAGAUUUCAUUCGGAUGAUUUUCACUCAUCCCAAGGCUACCAGCCAUCGCGACCACGUUCGCGAGUAGAAACCGACGACUUCCCUCGGCGAUCUUCACGAAUAAUCGAAAAAAUCAUAAUCACAAGAGAAAUCGAUCCAUCUUCUGGUCACCCAAUUGAAUCAGUACCAAUGCAUCCGCCAUCGAGACCCCAGUCAGGACCUAACAUUGUCUACAACAACUCCGUGCGUGUAAGUGGCCGCAGAUCUCGCGGAUGGGGACCAUUUGGUGAAGCGCAUCGACAAUGGUCCCCGCGUGAUGGAAAUGAAAAUUUGGAUCUUACUGGCAUUGUGGCAGGUAUUGAAACUGACACGGACGCUGGAGACGACUACAGCUACGGUUACAUGCCUGGUGAAGUGACAGGACGAAGGGGGAGGACAAACCAAGGUUAUGAUGUGAGUCCUCCAGAAGAACGACGACGUCCUGAGGUUACAAGGAUGCCUUCCGGUCAAACGGCAUUGAAUGAAGGCUUCAAUGUUCCUCCACCUCCGCCAUACACCGAAAGAGAUAUUUCACCACCAAACCUUCGGUCUGCUGGAAGAUCGACUGGUCAUCCUUUGGGUAGAUCAAGUAGAAGAAGAAGUUGGCUAGCAGGUGAUAGUGACAGAUCUUCGACCAUUACUACAGGAUGGACGCAACGGACACGGGUUGUGUUUGCCGUCAUGCUCUUACUGUGCAUCCUUCUCCUUUUGGGAUUGGUCGUCGUUGUCUGCCUUUAUUUUACUGCUGGACCGGGUAAAGACUGUCUAAGUACUGGACCGUGCGAGGAACCAUCAAUUGGAUAUAUCGUCGCAUUUGCUGUUAUCGGAUUUCUAGCAUUCGUUUUCAUGCUCAUUGGCAUCAUCCUCUGCUGUUUCGCAUGUCGGAUAUCCAGAGAGAAACGGAUGCAGAACUACCCGGUCUCGGUUCGUCGGUAACAGCCGCUCUCGAUAAAUUGAAUUGUUAACAGCAGGAAUCAUCCCCAACCGAAUCGGCACAAUGGACCUUCUCAGCAAAUGCGAUGUUCGUAUCAUGUGUGGCUGCAAUUGUCAGCAAACAUUAUACAUCAACUUAAUUUCCUUAAGAAGAGCAUGCAGCAAACCUUUAAUUAAUCGAUCACUUUAAAGGAAUGGAUUCUUUGGUACAGAAGGCAAUUAAAUAAUCUUGAACAUUCACGGUCGAUCCAGUCAGGGUUUUUUUUAAGCAUAAGCAGACCUCAUUAAGUUGUCUGUAGGCUGGAUGGAUGUGAUACAUAUAUAGUUUCACAGUAAACGUACCGGUGGGCUUUUAUUUUGCAUGUAUUUGUUUUAUUUUGGGCUGAAUUCCUAAAUAAAAAAAGUCUUUCAAGUAUAAACAUAUAUAUUAUAAUAUCUCUUUUUAUCUUUACCUCAGUUAUUUCGGUCUUUCACUAAAUGCCAAGGGCGAAUCAAAUUAUAUCAUCCAUGAAAUAUAUUGCAAAAUUGAUUUAUUCAAAGUGUUUAUUCUUUCAUUGCUUGAUUCGCUCUCUCGUAUAUCUUAGAUAUGACGAUGAACCGUGUUCAGAACUUCAUCCCCCCAAAAAAACAUAAAUCAAUUGGGUAUAUUGCACCACUAUAGUUAUUAAAUUUGAUUUUUAUUACAUCUCAAUUCAAUUGUUUAUUACGUAAUUGUAGAAAAUACAAUACUGCCUUGUGUAUUCUAAUGCAAUUGCAGUUUUACGAAUUGAAAUUAGUAUAUCAAACCUAUAUUCAAUAUUUACAGAGUUUUAUAUAUUGUACAGUAUAGACAUUUUUAAGUAUGAUUUGUAUUACUGUAUAGAGAGAAAUUUCGUUAUAAUUAUUUUUACUUUUAUAAAGAGAAUGUUAUAAAAUUUUAAGAUUGGGUGAUGGCGAAAAUUUUUACUGUCCGCAAACUUAGAUCAAAUAAGCAUCAUAUACUGUAAUGUUGCCCGCCUGGGCUUGGGCGAAAGGUUUUUUUUCUGUACCGUAUCCAGCAUCAUUUAUUUGUCUAUGUCCAUCAUAGGAAAUUCGCAUUAAAGUAUAGCAAAAUUAGUUAUACUAUAUUGAUCAUUAUUCGUAGCGAGGGCUAUAAACUUUGCAACAACAAAUUUUACUAUUUAGAUGCACCACUAAUGUAAGAAUGAUAUAUUUAAUCUAAACAUAACACACACAUAAAUUCCAUCUUCAAUCAAAAGAAUGUAAGCGCUAAGCUACCGAACGAGUCGGAAGUAACUUUAGACCUCACAAAUACCAAUUUAAUGAUGAAACUCGUCAUUAUAAAUACAAAAUUGUUAUGUAUAUUUUUGCUUUAAAGCAUAUCUUCCCCGAGUAAUUUGAUACCAUUUUAGGCCCCCAUUCCACAGAACGGAGACCAUUGAAAGACCACUGAAAGACUGAAAAUUGGUGAGGUCUUACAGCGGUCUUCAAGAUCACUGAAAUUUUUCAUCUCUGUGGAAUGGCUCAGAAAGACCCCCUCAAAGAACUCUGAAAGACUGAUGGAUAUUCCUUGUCUUACUGGUCUUAGACUAGUCCUAUAGAGAUCUUUCAAUGGUCUUUCAGAGAUCUUUUAUGCAACAAGUGAUCUUUCAGAAUUCUUUCCAUGGACUUUGCCUGGUCUUUCAAUGAUCUUUGAAUGAUCUUUCAAUGAUCUCUCAUGAGUCUUACAGUGAUCUCCGCGAAAAUCUUGAGAGACUGCCAAAAGAUCAUUGAAAGACUAUAAAGACCUUUGUAAGUUCAUCGGAAGACCGCUGAAAGACUGCUGAAAGACCACUGAAAGACAAUUUUCCUGUAAGACCGUUGUAAGACUGUUUUGAACAGUUUCAAAAAGUUUUGGAGCCCCUGAAGACCACGAAGACCACUGAAAGAUUGGUCAGGACCCGUGUAAGACCUGAAAGACCAUUGUAGGUUAAUUGAGAGACCUCUGAAAGAUCAACCAAAAUUCAUGGUCUUUGAAAGGUCUUUCAGCGGUCUUGCUCUCUGUGGAAUGGCCCCUUUAAGGUGCAUGUUUACGCUUAGAUAUCAUGAUCCAAGAGGCAUUCUUUGGUGUGAUGUAAAUUCGAUCGUGUCAAACCAGUAGCAUCCAUUAUGAAAUGUCCUUUUCAAGUAAAUAAGGAGUAUUGUUGAUAAAUACUUUUAGUAUAAAUUGUGUUAUGUAAGUUUAAUUUAAAAGGUAUUUUGAAAGAAGUUAACGGCAACUCCUGUAGGAUUUUGACUUUAUAAACGUCUGAAAUUCUGACUCAUUCAUUGCAAUCAUACCUUUGGCAGAAAUAGAAUUUUACAAAAUUUACAUCACUGCAAAGAAUACCUCCCGACUGUCCGAACGCAAACAUACACCACAAAAAAAAAUGUAUCCCAUUGUUUGGGAGGAAUGUUUCAGAACUUUUAGGGCAUAUACAGUAUAAUAGUUCUGUGUUUAUGAAUUUCCAUUUAAUUGGCAACUUUUAAUUAAAACGGCUUUUUAAAAAACUAUUUCUGUAUACGUUUAUACUUAAGUGAUAUUAAUUGGUUAGAGUAUUCAUUAUGCGUCGACUCAUAUCUGCGAAAAAUGAAAUCGGUUCGUUGAGCCAUGUCAUGGUGAAACUUACAUUAUUACACGCAAAUUUGCAUUUUUUCCAAAAUAAAUCACAAGUUAUCUUUGGAGUAGAAAGUACUGUGGUUGUCAUUACUACACUUCAAAAAUUCCGGUGUUGAUUUAACACCAGUCCGGAAUCUUAUUAUGUCCACACCAGAGAAGUAGUUAAACAACACCAGUUUGGAAUCAAACCGAUACUGUUUUAAUACUAAUUGAUGUUAAUAUAAACACCUAUCUGGUGUGAACAUAUAUAGAUUCCAGGCUGGUGUUAAAUCAACACCGGAGUUUUUGCAUGACACCUCUCCUGACAACCUAUAUUUUGCAGUGAAAACAAUUCAGUGCUGAAUUUCUGAUGUUCAAAAUUCCAAAAUUUGGAAUAACCCUUUUUAUCCACAUCUUUGACAAAAUAAUCAAAACACAUUUCAACAGAAGCGUAUUGUAAAAAUUUGUUGAAUAAACACAAGAGGUAGUUUUGAUGUCUCAGUUGAGCGGGCACAUAACCGGUAAUUUGAGAAAUGCUUAAAUUAAAUUACGCAAUCAUGUAUCCUGAAAACUUGAAAGUGACAUUUCGCCAUGAAAAGACUUCGUCGGAAUAAGGCAACUUUGCUAAUGACAGAAUAAGAGAUGGGCUUAUAAGGUAUAUUUUCGAGUGUAUAAUCAGCAAUAUCUGAAAGUUUUAUAGAAAAUGAAAGUAAAAGUCUUUAAAGCUCAUGCGAUUCAUAUUGAGGCCUAAAGUUUGCAACCAUGAAGAGAACAGUAGGUGGAAUAGUGAUUUUGAUUUUGAAUCCUGGACAGAGUUGAAUGUGCUCAUUCAUGCAUGACUUGAUUAAUCAAUUUUGUUUUAAACGAAAGUUGUUCUGAAACUAUACUCUCUCAUACUUUUUUGUAGAUAUAACUAUGAUAAUGCUCCUUGUUAUUGUCGUUCGUGUAGGUAGCGCCUUUUCAUCAGAAAAUGCACAAAUCAUUAUUUUAUGCACUUCCAGCAUAUUAUAUUACUCCAUUCAACUUUAUUACAAAAAGUGUUAUGCUACUUUGAUUAAGGGGGAACUUUUAUCAUCAUUCUAUUAUGUUAUCUAUACAAUCAUACAAUCCCAUUAUAUGGGAUGACUCAUCGAUGAAUGAUCGCGACAGGCAAUAACAAUAUCUAUAUAUUUUGCAAAGCAUAUUGCAGUAUGCUUAUUUUAUGCUUAAUUAUUUCAUUAUAAUCAUAUUUUAAUUGUUCUUAUGCAGCUUAAUUAUGAUCUCUUAUAUGAGAAAGUCACUUAAGUAAUAUUUUUACUUUUUGGAAUUGUAAAACAUAAAUUUCUUAUUUCAGUGGUAAUCAUUACACAAAUGGAAAGUUAUCCCUUAUCAAAAUAAAGUCGCCUUUUACUAAAAAGAGCAAGCAAAAUUACAUUUUGCUAAAAAGGUAAAACAAUUAAA
Lytechinus pictus (painted urchin) is the source of this 5939-nucleotide messenger RNA. RefSeq lists its product as uncharacterized. The transcript has 3 exons. Bases 14 to 1906 code for a protein of 630 amino acids. Lineage: Eukaryota; Metazoa; Echinodermata; Echinoidea; Temnopleuroida; Toxopneustidae. The record is from RefSeq and is a predicted model, not a curated record.